AUGAUGUCCAACGACUCCACCGCUAUUCCACCAAUUCCCAUCGAACCUGAUCUCGAUGCCUCUCAACAAGAUGAUGAUCCUGUUGACGUCAACGGCGAAGAAAAUGAAAAUCUGGAAGCACUUGAAGAAACUUCAUCUACUUCUGCUGAACCAACCAAGCGCCCAAGAAAGCGAAAGGCAGAUGGAUAUAAAAAAAGAAGGCAAAUCAAAAAACCAAAGGCAUCGAAUGAUCCCAACGCUCCAAUCGACCAGAAAGAAGUGCACAAGAGGUCCACCCGUUGGUAUGCAAUUGGAUGUCUCGGAUCCGCAUACGUCGACAUGGAAACGAAAGGAACACUGCCAGAUGGUCCAGGGUUGGAUGCGCUCAAAAGUUUGAUUGCUGAAAAUAAGGAGAACGAUUGUCAUGCAUUCGAGAUUCCACCAAAUUUUGAAUUUGCUGACGAAGGCAACUACCGAGGAAUAUUGAACACUCUAAUUCACGAUGCAGUAAUGACCAGAGUUAACGAACCUCCACAGAAGGCAAAAAUAGAGAAAUCUAGUGAAAUGACACCACCAGAGCUUUGUUUUGCUUCAAAAUUUUAUAUGAGCCACGAAGCAACCGCAAAAGAAGUGAUUGAACGAGUGAAACAAUUUGAAGGUUGUGAAGAAAAUGGAGUUUAUGAAGAAGUGAAGGAACAUGCACUUUUCGACGAGUCGGACGCUCUCGCCAUGCGAGAGAAAGAAUUAAUUGCCGAGUUAGGAAACCGAGAAGAAAUUGAAAGUAUGCACGAAAACCGAGCCGUCGUUAUAGAGAUCGAUGCACGCAGCUGUUCUGUGGUAGAACUGGAAGAACAAGCCAGAAAGACGGGAAUCUGUAACAUCACUGGCUUCCAAGAGAAAUACCAAAUAAAUGGGAAGAUAUUUGAUGCAGAGGAACUCGCCAAAUGUGAUCCAGAUCAAAACUUGAAAGUAAGACGACAGUUGCCUCAAUCGACAGCAACAAACUAUUACAUGUGGAACCACAAUGGCAUAAAAGACCAUGCUGAUCAGCUCAAAGUCUAUGAUUAUGAACAAUUUGUCACGUUGAACAAGUUUGCAGAUAAUCUGGAGAAAAUUAAAGAAGCUUCAGAAAAAGCUUGCCAAAAAAUCAUUGAAAAUCCGGACAAUGUGGAGGACAUCUUGGAAGAAUUGAAGGCUGGGCUUCGGACACUGAUGAUGCCUCUCGAUGCGUCGAAAAAUGAACAUGCUAAUGCAAAGGCGACAAUUCUUAUGUUUGGAACUAAUAUUGAUUUAAUGGAUGGAACGAAGUUUUCAAAUCAAAAUGAGGAAAUCAAAAAGUUUCCAACGUUCCUCAGGCCAAAUGGAGAUGGAACUCUCCUAAAUUAUUCCCAUGAAGUAAUUGGAGGUCUCAAUAAACCUCAAUGUUAUGCAAAACCACCUGGAGCACGAACUUCUCCACAUACUGAAAACAACAGCCUGUCUUCAGUAAACUUAAAUCUCGGUCCAGGAAAUUGCGAAUGGUUGGCAGUUCUUCCGGAGCAAUCUGGAAAAUUCCAAAAUGAGGUGGCCAAAGAAUUGAAACGCAAAGCAAGAAAGCCAAAGAAAAGAAACUCGCCGGAGCCAAAAGAAGAGAAAAUCACUAACCUGGAGAUCAAGGAAAUGUAUAAUGCUGGAUAUUGGCCCAACGAGCAAAAAUUACUGGCCGCAGGAAUACAAUUACAAAAAUUUAUUCAAAAACCAGGAGAUAUGGCCUACGUUGGACCAUUGACGUACCAUUGGGUUCAGUCCAAUGGCUACUGCACCAAUGUGAGCUGGAAUAUUGGGCAGCCAGACUUCUGCCAGAUGGCCAUGUCUGGCAUCACUCAUGACCACAACAUUGGUGUGGAGUAUGCAUCGGUCAUGCCAAUUGAGCCGAUCAUUUGGAGAAUAGCUGAGCAGAAAGCCCAAGUGGACCAGAAACUGUUUGCACUUAUCAAAGUGUUCUUGUUGAGAAGCGUGGCGCACGCUCAACGGGAGCUAGAGUACAUCGAGGCAAAAGGAUACAAGUUCACAACUAAUGUUGAACUUGGACCAGUGAUGCGAUGCACCACACCGCGUUGCGAAAAAGUGCUUUUCAAUCUUGUGGCAUUCAAUAGAAGCUUGAAGCCGUUAUGCUUCAAGUGCUGCGACAAGUUGACGCAAACAGAGAAAAAGGAGAUCAGCGUCGUCCAGUACAAGGAAAUGGACGAGUUGGCUGACAUUUGCGACGGCUAUGUGCUCACUGGAACCAACUAA
This is a messenger RNA of Caenorhabditis remanei, 2253 nucleotides long. RefSeq lists its product as uncharacterized. The transcript is spliced from 6 exons. The coding region runs from base 1 to 2253 and encodes 750 amino acids. Gene Ontology annotation, biological process: regulation of gene expression. NCBI's taxonomy places the organism in Eukaryota, Metazoa, Nematoda, Chromadorea, Rhabditida, Rhabditidae. The record is from RefSeq and is a predicted model, not a curated record. Gene Ontology annotation, cellular component: MLL3/4 complex. Gene Ontology annotation, molecular function: histone H3K27me2/H3K27me3 demethylase activity; chromatin DNA binding; RNA polymerase II cis-regulatory region sequence-specific DNA binding.